Messenger RNA from Brassica rapa (field mustard), 6794 nucleotides. RefSeq names its product putative protease Do-like 3, mitochondrial. Gene Ontology annotation, molecular function: protein binding; serine-type endopeptidase activity. Gene Ontology annotation, biological process: proteolysis. Lineage: Eukaryota; Viridiplantae; Streptophyta; Magnoliopsida; Brassicales; Brassicaceae. The record is from RefSeq and is a predicted model, not a curated record.
AUUUAUUAUGAAUAAAUUUAUUUUAAUAGAAUUUAUCAAUAUUUUAUAAACAGUUAUCAUUUUAUAAAUUUGGUAUUUGACAAAUGUUUAUAAGUUAUAAAACUGAUAUAAUUAAAAGAGCAUAUCUUUGUAAAAAAAAGUGGAAUGAUUGUAAUUUUUGGGAGAAUUUCAUGGUAUCACUUUACAUCUUUACUACGAUUAAAAGUACAUUUUCAAAAAUGUUUUCUUCGUUAAGUGGCAAAAGGUUUUUUACAAUUGUUCUCUAGAUAUAAUAAAUCAUUACUUAAAUAAAUAAAAAUAUAUAAUUUUUUUAAAAAUGUUUCGAAUUAUACAUUUUCAAAUUUGAUUUUUUUUUUAUAAAUUUUGUUUUUGAUUUUUUUUUUCGAAUUUGUUUUUGUUAAAAUUUGUUUUUGAAAAUCGAAAAUUAUGUUUGAAACUAUUUUUUAAAAAUUAAAAUUUUAAAAUCGAAAAUUUCAAAUACUUAUAAUUUUUAAAGUAUUUAUAUAUUUACUAGAAUCAUAAAUUUCACAUUCCAAAAACCCUACGCCACCCCUCAACUCUAAGCCUUAAGUCUAUAUCAGUUAGUCCUAGGGGAAUACGUGUCUUUUAACUUUCAUUAAAAGUGAAGAUAAAAAUGAUUAAUGUAAACAUGAAAAGUGGUACUAUGAAUGUGGCAUUUGUGAAAAUUUCCCGUAAUUUUUCACCUCUUCUAUCAAGUUUGGCCACAUUUUCAAAACAUUUAUUUUGGUCUAGUGGUAGAAUGUAGUGGUCUACAUUUUCACCAGCACAUGGGUUUGAGGCGCCUCUUACCAUUUCAGAUGUUAAUAUUUUUUCUGCUUUUAUCCUUCAAAAGUGGCAAUUUUUUCUCUCUUGUUUCCGGUCACUUUAUUCCUAGGAACGGCUCUGCAUAUAUAUACACAUAAACCGGUUCAUUGGACAGAUGUUUCAGUGGGUGCUAAAGAAAGAAAAAUAGUUUAUAACAACUAUUCAAGUCUUUAAAUAUUUGAAUUUCAUAUAGUUAACAUUUUUAAAAUCGAUUUUUAAAUGGAAUCUUAUUUUGCUGAAUCCAAUAAAUGAGUGUUUUAUAUAAUCUAGUACAUAAACCGGUAUUUUAAACAAAAACUCAACCUGGCAUGCAGGGCCUUGCUUGAUACUAAGAAGAUCAAGCAUUGGCUUUGUGGCCAACAAGAAAUAUUUAUUUGGGGGGGGGGGGGGUGGGGGGGGCAACAAUACACGAAGUUCCUCUCUAGUUUUGGUGGCAAAGACCAGGAAUGUACUGUUUUAGAAGUUCUGAGUUUGAAUUUCAUGGAAACACUUUUUAAUAUUUUUAAUAUUUUAUUUAGAUCAUGGGCCAAAAUGGUUUUUUGCUUCUCGGCCGAAAAUUGUCAGGCCCGGCCCUGCUGGCAUGAGAAGUUUAAAUCGUGUUGGUGGAACCGAAGACUGGUAUGAAAAGUUGUAUCAUUCAUCUGUUUAGCAUUUUUGCAUAUGAAGAUUAGAUCAGUGUCCAGUCCCUAUUUAAUGUCUUUGUUAAACUACCAAAAGCGAGGAAGAAUUCAAAUUUGAUAAACGCUUGUUAGAUAAUAAGGAGAUAGGACAAGUAAUCUUUAAAAGAUGGAAUUUGUCAGAUCUUUCAUCUGAUGCUCUUUCAUCUGAUGCGAAUAUAAUGACUUAUAUUUCGAGUUACUGUAGAGCUUUAAGUCAAUAAAAAGUGAUAUGAAUUCAAAAAAGAAGAUUCAUAUUUCGAGUUGCCGCAUAACGUCGAGUCUACUACUGGAAGUUUGUGUUCUAAUAAUUUCAGGUAAUAUUAAUUUUUAUUGUGUUAUGAUAUUGUUAGGUUACAUUAAAGUAGACAAUACUCUACCUAAAGGAUUUGGUAUGAAGAGGAGAGAGGACUUCAUGUAUGUGUAUUUUGUGUGAAAAUAUUGUCAGUAUUUUAUUGAACAUGCUAUGGAAGCAAGUAUUAGGAAGACUAUGAGUAUGAAUGGUGACCAAAGAACAACAAGGAAUAAUGCAUUCCCUGACAUUCUUAAAAAAAUUUAUCAUUCACAAAGAAUAAAUUUUUCUUCUCAUUCUCUACCAUUUUUUUUGUACAUAAAUAAAGAACAAAGUUAUUACUUGUUAAAUAUGGGAUGGAACAACCAUUACUUUUCAUUCCUAUCAUUUUAUUCCUCUAAGUUCCUUUCCUAUUCGUUCCUUUUGUUUCCAGAAUUGGCCAAUCGGACCAUAUGACCUACGUAUAUUGUUAUGAUCUAUGAGAGGAAAAUUUAGAUUUGAAAAUAUAUUUACUAUCUUAACAUAAGGAUACAGAUGAAAGGUUGGACUAUAAUAUAUAGAUCUAUGAAAUAUUGUUAGAACAUAAAAAGUUCUUCUAAGUUUUGCUAAAACUCAUUCUAAGGCUACAAAAGCCAUGUAUAAAAGUAAAGUGUUAAAAAUUCAGUAAAGUACAAAAUAUAUUUAAUACAAAAUUAAAAGUUACUAUUUUUUUUUAAGUAUCUUCAAAGAUAAAGCAACACAUAUCUAUCUAUCUAUAAUAAUAAUUUAGAGUUUUCUCUCACCUCGUGCAUCCACAUCAUUAGGUAAGGGUGGGCAAAUUGUGCCACGUGGCAUCUUCUCUUUCAGUUUCUAAAAAUGAUGUCUCGCUGUGUUUAUUGGGCUCUUAUUCUAGCAGGCCAUUCUGCUAUUAUGUUCGGCUCACCUGCAAACGCACGGAGGCUUAGGUCAAGCGGCUGUGACUCUUCGGAAUUAAGCACUCCCACCACUGCCUUCUGACCCUAGAGAUAUUGAGUCUGUGAAGAAGAAGUUUUACCUAGCUUGGAAGCCAUCAUCUGCUUCAAGCUUUCUCUUGGUAUCUAAAGCUCCGAUUUUGAAUGAAUCGUGAAGCUUCAAAUUCGUUUAUAAGACCCAUGAGCUGGUGUUUUUAGGUCAGGCCUGCAGUGGAGACUGUCUUUGAAAACCUUCUACUUCAGCUACUGUUAGCGAAGAAGAUACCAUCUAUUGGAAAAUUCCAUGUGUGUGAAUGAUUAUCAAAAUAAGCCUUCCCUGGACUUAUCUCAUAAAUAUAAAGAUCUUUUGUGUAUUGUAGAUGAACAUUUAGAUGAUGAUUGCAUUUCUUGAAUCAAGCUUGCGGAGGGAUUGAAUGUUGAUGGAGUAUUGGAGAGCUGGGGAAAGAUUAAGCCGGUAACAUGGAAGCUUGGGAUGAAGAAGUUAGAGAUGAUUGGUCUAAAAAGGACUUGAAAAUUUGGUUUGGUGUCAAUAGGUAUGCCUUCAAGAUCAAUUCUAGAGAACACAAGUUUAGAGACCUAUAUUGUCGAAACAACAUAGUCAAAGUUCCAUCUUCUUUUGCAUUUUACCUUCAUAGCUUUGAUAUAUAUUCUACUAUACUUGCAGAUUUAUCCAUAAGUUUCAGAUACUGAAAUUUGCUAGCUCAGAGCUUUAUGUUGUUACCACAAAACAGGUGAUGUAAUGCUUUAAACUGUCUAGACUUGCAUACUGUGUGUCGCUUUUUAUAGCUGAACUUUGUAGUAUGCAUGGAGAAACUGCAGGGCUGGUAUGCAGGCGUUGUAAUUGUGAGUUUAUUAGUAAAGGUGAAAGUUCAUACCCGAUACACUAGAAAACAAACACCAUAUAGACCGUAUAGAGUAUGACCAAUCAGAAUCAAUCAAAUUAAAAAAAUUGGAAUUAAAAUAUGAAGAGCUCGGGCUUUGGUUGGCUAUCCCAACCCAAGGUGUUGCAGCCUGUAUGAAUCUUUUCUCGAGAACCUUAUUAAAGCAAAAUUACUUUAUAGUAGAAACAAAAUUUCUAAAUAAUAGGAACACACGCUGUUGAUUUGGUUAUUGUUAUUAUCCCAAGGUUAGCUUACUGAAAGUAACAAAUUCCAUGUAAAAGUUCAAAAGUCAUAAUAGACCAUGUCAUGUGAAAAAAAAGAAGAUGGAAGAGGUGCUUACUUCUAAUGCCUUAUUUUUUUUCUUUCCAUUUGGUCUAAUGCAUUGAACCUAAUCAAUGAUUUUGUCAUUUGAAUCAUUAAUGUUUAGAGAAAAUGUUUUCUUUAAAAAAAAGAGUACCAAUGAAUUCAAUAAAUAAACAAUACAAAAACAAGAAGUAGUCUAAGCGUUUAGUUUUUUUGGAUGGGUUGUGACUAGCAUUGAUUCAAUUAAUUUGUUGAAAGCUAUGAUCGUUAUGCUGAUUUCUGAAAUGCAUGUGACGCAUGUUUUCUUUAUUUGGUUUUAGAUUGGACUCAUAUGAUGAUGAGGAUGACUCAGAAAAAGAGAAGGAAACAAACACCUUAAAGGUUCUAUUGCAACUCGAGCGGUCUUGUUCCUCGAUUUCUUGUUGUUUGUAACAAUUCUGCCCCGAAGACUGCAACGCUGAGAUACGUUUCAUCUUCUAAUCUGCGCUGUUCUUCUAAGACAUCAACGCCCGCACCAUCUGGCACUGCAAAAGAUAAGAUAACCCCGGUGGUGGACAACUUUUUGUUCUCUAGCAUCUUUCAAGGUUGGAUGAAUGGACUUUUUCAACAAGAAAAAGAACAACCCGUUGUGAAUGAAGCGAACAACACAACUCCUUCGGUUACUCAUCAAGAGAAAGAAGAAUCUAGUGUGGAUGAGGCAAAAAACACAACUCCUUCGGUUACUCAUGAAGAGAAAGAAGAAUCUGUUGUGGAUGUAGCAAAAAAGACAACUCCGUCGGUUAAUCAUAAAGAGAAAGAAGAAUCUAGUGUGGAUGAAGCAAAAAAGACAACUCCUCCUUCUGCUAUUGAUUUAGCUCUUAACUCAGUGGUUAAGGUCUUCACCGUCUCUAGCAAGCCUAGACUUUUUCAACCAUGGCAGAUUAGUAUGCAGAAUGAAUGCUCUGGCUCUGGAUUUUUAAUCUCGGGAAAGAAGAUUAUUACAAAUGCGCAUGUGGUGGAUAAUCACACAUCAGUUAAAGUACAAAAGCACGGUUCAGCCACCAUGUACAAAGCAAAAGUUCGAAUGAUUGGGCAUGAAUGUGAUUUAGCCAUCUUGGAGGUCGAUAACGAUGAGUUUUGGGAGGGAAUGAAAUUCUUGGAGCUUGGAGACGUACCCAAGCUGCAGGAAGAGGUGCACCUUGUUGGCUAUCCUUGUGGUGGUGACAGUAUAUCCGUUACAAAAGGUGUUGUGUCGAGAGUUGAACUAAAAGAAUAUAGUCACAGCUCGACAGAGCUACUCACAAUACAAAUAGAUGCAGCUAUCAAUUCUGGAAAUAGUGGUGGUCCUGUAUUUUUGGGAAACAAAGUGGCUGGUGUAGCAUUUGAAGGUUUGUUCUGGUCCGAUGGUAUUGGUUACAUGAUUCCAACUCCAGUAGUUAAGCACUUUUUAGACUGUAUUGAAGAAAAACAUGUUAGUUUCGGCUCAAUGAAUAUAUCAUAUCAGACGAUGGGGAAUGCACAAAUUCGUGACUAUUUCAAGAUGAGCAAAGAUAUGACAGGGAUUCUUGUAAACGAAAUAAACCCGCUGUCCGAUGCUUACAACUUUCUGAAAAAGGAUGAUGUUAUUCUCGCCAUUGAUGGUGUUUCUAUAGGAAAUGAUAGUAAAGUCCCGUUUCUUAACCAGGACACCGUAGAUUUCAAGCAUUUGGUCUCUAUGAAGAAACCAUCUGAAACAGCUCUAAUUAAAGUAUUAAGAGAGGGGAAAGAGUGUGAGUUCAAUGUCGGUCUAAAACCUGUGCAACCACUAGUUCCAUUGCAUAAUUUUGACAAGAUACGAAGUUACUAUAUAUACGGAGGGUUUCUUUUUGUACCUCUAUCUCAACCAUACAUUGAUGGCUCUGAUAUGUGCGAGUGUUCUUCCAAAAAGAUGCCCAAGAAAGCCAGUGAACAGAUAGUAAUCAUUUCUCAGAUCUUAGAGGAUGACAUCAAUGCAGGAUACGCCAGUUUUGAAGAUUUACAGGUGAAGAAAGUGAAUGGAAUUGAAGUGGAUAAUCUGAAGCAUCUAUGUCAAGUCAUAGAGGAGUGUAGCACCGGGUUUUUGAGGCUGGAUUUGGAAAAUGAAAAGGUUCUCAUCCUCAACAAUAAGUUGGCACGAAAAGCAAAUUCUACGAUCUUGAAAGAACUCAAAAUACCGUCGGCCAUGUCCGAUGACCUUCAACCUAGACAGGUGAACAGGAGCCGCUUAGUUAGUCCUCGGCAUAGCAAGAAAAAUAAUUAGUUUCCGGCCACUAAGUCAGCUUCAGCUGCAGCUUUAUCCCUUCUAAUGUAGUAGGAUUUUAUAAUGUCAUCAAUAGAACAAAAAUUGUUGACUUUUCAUAUUUUUUGUGUGCCAGUUUAAGUGACUUUUAUAUUAUCUAUAUUCAAUACUACAAUUUUGGAUGUUACUUGCUCUUCAACACUAUAUUAUUUAUUAUAAAUGUAUACCAAUGCUAGUAUGUUUGAUUCAACAAUAAUGCAACGUUAUGAAAGGCACGCCGUCGCCAUCUAAAAAGGUUAUUAUCAAUACUGUAUAGACGUGUCUCAGAAGUUGGUUCACAUGAUGAACUUUGUUUUUAAAUUUUUUUCUGUAAAAUGGUUACAUUCCAGUCCAAACCAUUUUAAAAUGACUAUUUUUUAACAAUGUUAUUGUAUAUUUAAUGUCGAUAUCAACAAAAUUGUAAUAUCUGGUAUAACAGCUGAUAUAUGAUUUCACCAAAUAACUAUAUAAAGUGUAUAAUACUUUUUUAAUAUUUAAUUAUUUAUUUGCACGGUAAUAUGAAACACAUAUGUUAAUGUUUUGAACAUGAUUUUAUAAUUUCACAUAUUAAUCAAAAUACACCAAAAAUAUGCGGCAAAUACAAAAAAAAAA